Syngnathus acus (greater pipefish) is the source of this 1691-nucleotide messenger RNA. It is a transcript of the gene taldo1, whose product is annotated as transaldolase 1. Lineage: Eukaryota; Metazoa; Chordata; Actinopteri; Syngnathiformes; Syngnathidae. Bases 107 to 1123 code for a protein of 338 amino acids. Gene Ontology annotation, biological process: pentose-phosphate shunt, non-oxidative branch; pentose-phosphate shunt; carbohydrate metabolic process. The transcript is spliced from 8 exons. The record is from RefSeq and is a predicted model, not a curated record. Gene Ontology annotation, molecular function: transaldolase activity. Gene Ontology annotation, cellular component: intracellular anatomical structure; cytoplasm.
UGGCUGCUUCCUGCUUCCUGGAUGUGCUGCGCGCUCCCGUAACGCUUGCAUUCCGUUUGCGCUCACGUGUUUUCUGUGUAUAAAAAGCUCACAGUCGCUGCUCAGCAUGCUCAGUGUGUCUCCGGACAAGCGGCGAAAGAUGGAGUCGGCACUCAACCAGUUGAAGAAGUACACCGUAGUGGUGGCCGACACAGGAGACUUUAACGCCAUUGAUGAGUACAAGCCUCAGGAUGCAACCACCAACCCUUCUCUGAUCCUCGCCGCUGCCAAAAUGCCAGCAUAUCAGAACCUGUUGGAUCAGGCUAUCAAAUACGGGAUCGCCAAGGGCGGAACUGAGAACGAGCAGAUUGCCAACACCAUGGACAAGCUGUUUGUGAGUUUUGGUCUUGAGAUCCUCAAGAAGGUCCCAGGCAGGGUCUCAACUGAGGUGGACGCCAGACUGUCUUUUGACAAAGAUGAAAUGGUGGCCAAGGCUUUGAGGCUUAUCGCACUCUACAAGGAAGCUGGGAUCAGCAAGGAGCGGGUGCUCAUCAAGCUGUCAUCCACAUGGGAGGGAAUCCAAGCUGGCAAGGAGCUUGAAGCCAAGCAUGGCGUCCACUGCAACAUGACGCUGCUUUUCUCUUUUGCACAAGCAGUAGCUUGUGCAGAAGCAAAGGUAACGCUCAUCUCGCCUUUUGUUGGGCGCAUCUUCGACUGGUACAAGGAAAACACAGACCGCAAAACCUACGAGCCCCAUGAAGAUCCAGGUGUUCAGAGUGUGACAAAGAUAUACAACUACUACAAGAAAUUUGGUUACACCACUGUGGUCAUGGGUGCUUCUUUCCGAAACACGGGACAAGUGAAAGCCCUGGCUGGAUGCGACCUGCUCACUAUCUCUCCUGGGCUGCUUGCAGAGCUCAGUCAGGACAACAGCGUUGUCGCAGAGACGCUUUCCAUGGACACAGCAAAGAAUUGCAAUCUACCAAAGGUCCACUUGGAUGAGAAGGACUUCCGCUGGCAGCACAAUGAGGAUCGCAUGGCAGUUGAAAAACUGUCUGACGGCAUCCGCAAGUUCGCUGCGGACGCCGUUAAACUGGAAACAAUGAUCAAAGAGAAAAUGCUCCAUGUUAAGAAUGGUCAGUAAAACACAUGGGCAAUAUCCUGCUGCAUUGAUGCAAGUUUUUAAGAGUCAGAACUCUGCCAUGUUUGCUAGAUUUCAUUUGACAGACAUUUGAAAGCACUAAAAAACAUUCCCAAUCCAUCUGACCAAAAUCAGGAAACUCCCUCAUGAAAGAAAGACUAUCUCCCAUCCAAUCUUUGGAUGGAGCCAAGUUUUAUGUGACCUAACAAUUAUAAAAUGCUUCUGUUAUGGAAUCAUAACAAGAUGGGGAUAAAUCAUUCUAGAGUUACAUAAUGAGACGACUAGUUCUAGAUCACAAACACAUUUAACCAGAAGAACCAGUGUUUGAAUUGACGAUCAAUGAAUGAAGCAAUUGUGUACCGCCCAUCCCUAAAUUUCUGUUUUUCUUGCCAAGAAAUAUAAUAAAUAUGAAUUCUAAGCAGUUUAAUUGUUGCUCUCUUGUGUUCCAAUUAAAUACUGUACGUACAUGUGGAUAUAAUUGUUGGUAGCCAUCCUUUAAAAAAAAAAAAGGGUCAUUCUUGCAACUGUCGAAUAUACCCUAUUUUAAUUAUAAUUGUUGGUAGUCAUCCUU